CUUCAUCUGCUGCAGAGGAGGCAGGACUAGAAAGAUCCUCCAACAGCUGCACAUUUGUGGACUAGUUGGAGACUUGGAUUAAAGCUGAACUAAAUACAAAGAAAAUCAUCAGGACUUUGAACUUCAGUGCAGAUACAAAAAUAAUGCUGUGUUUAGGAGACUCUACCGACUGCCUCCGGGACCAGAUGCAGUGCAUGAUGAAGUCCUUGCAGGAUCUGAAGCAGAUAAACAGACCAAGGCCACUGAGUGAACCAUGUGUUCGGUCCUUCGCUGUGACGCGGUUCUGUAAGCAAAAGGCACAGCAGGAGCGGAUCACUCGUCUUCGUACUUCUGAGGCCAGUGAAGCCGGCACCUAUGACUCUGCCUGCUGCCUGGCCAGUCCUUUGGAAGAGGAGGAAGAGCAGGAGGAGCACGAGCGGUUGGCACAGGGCUCUCCAAGCAGCGAGAAGAGCCUGGACUUUGACUCUGGUUACUCUGAAGCCUCGUGGCAGGAUGAAGGUGUGGUGCUAAGAAGGACCAGAAAUGUGCGAGUCUCCUCUUCUGCCUGUCUCCGGACAAACAGAGGAUCCUCAGGGCGAAUCCGGCCCAAAUCCACCUCAGACGCAUGCCUGGAACGCUGGACUUCAUUUGAGGCCAGUGGGCCAGAGGACUGGACAACGUCGCUGUUAAGUCGCAGCAGAAACAGACAACCUUUAGUUCUGGGUGACAAUAGUUUUGCUGAUCUAAUAAAGAACUGGAUGGACCUUCCAGAGUGUCCAGAGCCAGCAGAACUGAAACCCAGUGUGGGUCGACGGCUCGCCAAAGACAUUCUGGUCAACAUGCGGCGGAGACUGGCUGGGGUGUCUAAAAGUGUGGAGGUGAGGCCGAGGCCAGCAGACGCCGUAAGGGUCAACAGAGCAGCAGAGGCUCCCAAACGGAUGUCCUGUCCUGUGGGACUCCAGGCUCUGAAACCUUUCUUUCACCAGUCACACACUGGCAUUCACGAAAUGGACAAUGACUUCUACCAGUUCACAGCUCUAAUGAAGACAGGAAGCCGACAGCCCAUCAUAUGCAAUGACAUCAUUGGAUACAUUUGAGAAAGGCUUCAGCUUGGACUGAUGUUUUAACACAGAUUCAUGUGAGGUCAUUCAAUUUCCACAAAUGGAAACAAUGUCCACAAUGUUGAUGUUUCUAGAAUAAAGUUUUUCUAUUUAAUA
Messenger RNA from Sphaeramia orbicularis (orbiculate cardinalfish), 1196 nucleotides. RefSeq names its product PAK4-inhibitor inka2-like. Gene Ontology annotation, cellular component: nucleus. The record is from RefSeq and is a predicted model, not a curated record. The transcript has 3 exons. NCBI's taxonomy places the organism in Eukaryota, Metazoa, Chordata, Actinopteri, Kurtiformes, Apogonidae. Gene Ontology annotation, molecular function: protein serine/threonine kinase inhibitor activity; protein kinase binding. Bases 144 to 1076 code for a protein of 310 amino acids.